Messenger RNA from Histoplasma capsulatum G186AR, 1004 nucleotides. Its product is annotated as NADH-ubiquinone oxidoreductase. The record is from RefSeq and is a predicted model, not a curated record. Lineage: Eukaryota; Fungi; Ascomycota; Eurotiomycetes; Onygenales; Ajellomycetaceae. Bases 95 to 862 code for a protein of 255 amino acids. Gene Ontology annotation, biological process: respiratory electron transport chain. The transcript is spliced from 3 exons.
CAUUCACAAGACGAACUGCUGGGCACGCUGUUUUCAACAGCAAUUGGGCAGCUUUUCUCUUUUCGUUGGCAUUGCCCUCUUAUACACUCCAAUCAUGAGGUCCACUCUACGGUUAUUGGCCAACGUCAAGUCUGCCAGAUACCUCCAACCUCAUGCACCCACUGGUCUCACCGGCCUCACAACCCACCCAAGACCACGACAAGCCCUCCUCAUUCUAUAUACUACCACCUUGAACAAACUCCAGAAUAUCCCUGAGUCAUCGGUUUACCGCCAAGCCACAGAAGCCCUCACGAAGCACAGGUUGAAGAUCAUCGAAUCCACCAAACCCCCAGGCUACGAUAAAUGGCAGCAGGAAGUACAACAGAAAGUGGCAGCAAACCCGGACCUGGUCAAAGUCAUCUCUACACCAAGUGGCGAUCUGGCGGGGGUAUACUCUCUAUUAGGUGGUCGGGUGUCAAACCUUGAAAAGCGACAUUAUGCCGAGAACAUGGAGAAUGCGUUGCGCCAAAUAGCGGAGGAAAAAGAGCAGUUCGAGAAGUUGCCUGAGGACCUGAAGCCUGCUGUGGCACAGUGGUCGAGAGCAAAAGAGGAAAGCGAACGACUUCAACGUGAAGAGGAGCCUGUCGCGACAAAAUCUAGGAUUGAUUUGUAUGAAGAACCGGCUUUGGAAGCGACACAGAUCUCCGAAAUCGAACACCAGAUCGGAGCGGGCCUGAUAGAGGAAGUUAUUGAAGUUGCCGAGGGAGAGUUAAAACUCGUGGAUGACAUGAUCAAAUUCAAAGUAUGGGAAGAGCUGGUAGAAAAGCCGAAGCCCGGCCAAUGGACAUAUUUUGGCAGGGACAGAGGCAGUGCCGCGAACUAGAGCCCGGGCCGAUUGGCAUGUUGGACAUUUCCAUUUAUCGAUCUAGUCCUUAAUAAGGUGUUUAGAGAACUUUUAAUCUCUUUGUUCCUAAUGAAAUUCACGUUGAUUCUUGUAAAUACUAGUAUAUCAACACUCCAUAAAC